AUGCCCUCUGUCGACGUCAUGGACAGCGCACCCUCGAAUCCUGCUACUCAGAAGAGCGAGAACCAAAAAUCCGUCAAGGUGCUCGAUGAGCUGUUGAACAAGCUGACCAUCUCGAAGACUGCGGAUGAGACGAGCGCUGCUGCGGGCAACAUCGCUACUUUCAUCAAUGGAGACAUUGAGGAGCAUGAUGCUCCCACGAAAGCGGUCGCAGUCUUAAAGCAGCAACUCGCAAAUAAGAAAGACGCAGGUGCACGAGAACGUGGCCUGAACACCAUCCGGGCCAUUGCCCAGCACUCCUCGAUAUCCGCAAAUGUCGAACCAUACUUGGUGGCGCUCCUCGCGCCGACUCUCUCGGCCGUUGGUGACAAGAUGACCCCAGUCAAGACCGCCGCACAAGCAGCAGCUCUCGCGAUAGCGAAGGCUAUAAAUCCCAACGGUGUCAAGGCCAUCCUACCUCCGAUCAUUCACUCGAUCAGAAAUGCUCAGAAAUGGCCCGAGAAGAUGACUUGCCUGCAGUGCAUCGAAGCACUUGUCGAGUCCGCACCAGCACAACUUGCCUACCGAGUCCCAGACCUGAUUCCGGUCGUCUCAGAAGCAAUGUGGGAUACCAAGGCUGAAGUCAAGAAGGCUGCAUAUGGUACCAUGGAGAAAGUCUGCAAUUUGAUUGUGAACAAGGAUAUCGACCGCUUCAUCCCCGAACUUAUCAAAUGUAUCGCCAAGCCAGAAAAUGUCCCCGAGACCGUCCAUCUCCUUGGUGCCACCACCUUCGUCACUGAUGUUCACGAACCAACUCUGGCUAUCAUGGUUCCUCUCCUCGACCGUGGUCUUGCAGAGCGCGAGACAGCUGUUAAGCGAAAGGCCGCUGUCAUCGUUGAUAACAUGUGCAAGCUUGUCGAAGAUCCCAACAUCGUGGCCGCUUUCUUGCCCAAACUCAUGCCUGCCCUGCAGAAGAACUACGAUAAUUUGGCUGAUCCCGAGGCUCGUGAGAAGACAAAGCAAGGUCUAGAGACUCUGGUCCGUGUCGGAAACGUCAAAGACGGCAAGAUCCCCGAGAAGUCCCACGCUGGUGAAGUCACGACUGUCCACGGUGUUCUGAAGCAGAUCCUGGAGCCUUCGCACAAGGACGCCGUGCACAAGUUUGGCCCAGUGGUAGAAUACAUCGCAGCCAUCGCUGGUCAAUUGAUCGAUGAGAAAGACAAUGACUCUGCUAGCUGGACUGAAAACACCCUCCCAUACAUUACAGCUAUUGUUGGCGACAAAGAUGCUAGAGGAAUUGCCGAUGCUCUUCGAAAGCGCGCAUCUCCAGGUGCAGUUGACGAAGCUGAUGAUGAGGAAGAUGACGAGGAAGGCGAGGACCUUUGCAACUGCACAUUCAACUUGGCCUACGGCGCUAAGAUCCUCCUGAAUCAAACACAUCUCCGUCUCAAGCGCGGUCAACGCUACGGUCUUCUCGGUCCCAAUGGUUCUGGAAAAUCCACCCUCAUGCGCGCGAUCAACAACGAGCAAGUCGAGGGAUUCCCAAAGAAGGACGAGGUCAAGACCGUCUUCGUCGAGCACGACCUUGACUCGGCCGAUACCGAGCAAACCGUUAUCGGCUGGACCAUGAAGAAGCUUGGUGACGUUGGCCUGACCAUUGAGAAACCUGCGGUCGAGGCCAAGCUUGAGGAAUUCGGGUUCUUCAAAGAGCAAUUUGAGGGUCCCAUCACCGCGCUAUCUGGUGGCUGGAAAAUGAAGUUGGCUCUUGCCCGUGCCGUCUUCGAAGACCCCGACAUCCUCCUUUUGGAUGAGCCUACCAACCAUCUGGAUGUCAAGAACGUCAAGUGGCUCGAGGACUACCUGACCAAUUCGCCCUGCACAUCGAUUAUUGUGUCGCACGACAGCAAAUUCCUCAACAAUGUCAUUCAGCACGUUAUCCACUACGAGCGCUUCAAGCUGAGGAGAUACCGAGGCAACCUUGGCGAAUUUGUGAAGAAGGUCCCAUCUGCUCGCUCAUACUACGAGCUGAGUGCCUCCGAAAUGGAGUUCAAAUUUCCCGAGCCAGGUUUCCUCGAGGGUGUCAAGACCAAGGCCAAGGCCAUCGUCCGUGUCAACAACAUGACCUUCCAAUACCCAGGUACCAGCAAGCCUCAAAUCCAGGACAUCACUUUCCAAUGUUCGCUCGGCUCCCGUAUCGCUGUCAUUGGUCCUAAUGGUGCCGGCAAGUCUACUCUCAUCAACGUCCUUACCGGAGAGCUCAUCCCUACGAUUGGUGAUGUUUACACGCACGAGAACAUCCGUAUUGCCUACAUCAAGCAGCACGCCUUCGCCCACAUUGAUCACCACUUGGACUUGACUCCGUCAGAGUACAUCCAGUGGCGAUUCCAGACCGGUGAAGAUCGAGAGACGAUGGACCGCGCCAACAAGAUUGUCACCGACGAGGACGAGAAGGCUAUGGACAAGAUCUACAAGGUUGACGGCACACAACGACGAGUCAUUGGCAUCCACUCUCGAAGAAAGUUCAAGAACUCCUACGAGUAUGAGUGUUCCUUUGUUCUCGGCGAGAACGUUGGCCAGAAGAACGAGAGGUGGACUCCGAUGAUGACUGCUGACAACGCCUGGAUCCCACGUACCGAAAUCCUUGUUUCUCACUCCAAGAUGGUUGCAGACGUCGACCAAAAAGAAGCUUUGGCAAGCGGACAGUUCCGUCCAUUGGUCCGAAAGGAGAUCGAGGCUCACGGCGCUAACUUUGGUCUCGAUGCUGAGCUCAUCUCCCACUCACGUAUGCGUGGUCUCUCCGGUGGGCAGCGUGUCAAGGUCGUGCUUGCUGCCUGCUCGUGGCAGCGACCUCAUUUGAUCGUUCUUGAUGAACCGACCAACUACUUGGACCGUGACUCCCUGGGCGCUUUGUCAAAGGCUCUCAAGUCAUUCGAGGGUGGUGUCAUCAUCAUCACUCACUCGGCUGAGUUCACGCAGAAUCUGACUGAAGAGGUCUGGGCAGUCAUGGACGGUAGGAUGACGCCUUCCGGUCACAGCUGGAUCUCGGGCCAAGGCUCUGGUCCUCGCCUCAAGGAAGACGGCGAAGAGGAAGAGCGCUUUGACGCCAUGGGUAACAAGAUCGACUCAACGAAGAAGAAGGUCAAACUAUCUUCUGCUGAGCUGAGAAAGAAGAAGAAGGAUCGGAUGGCCAAGCGCAAGGCUGGUAUUGAGGUCUUCUCUGACGAGGAGUAG
Letharia columbiana is the source of this 3207-nucleotide messenger RNA. RefSeq lists its product as uncharacterized. Gene Ontology annotation, molecular function: ATP binding; ATP hydrolysis activity; translation elongation factor activity. The record is from RefSeq and is a predicted model, not a curated record. The coding region runs from base 1 to 3207 and encodes 1068 amino acids. Lineage: Eukaryota; Fungi; Ascomycota; Lecanoromycetes; Lecanorales; Parmeliaceae. The transcript has 3 exons.